AAAUUAUUUCUUACAAAGCAUUGACUUCCUGCUAACAUGGCGGUCAAUCUAAAAGCAGACUGCAAAAUAGUGUUUACUGUAUUAUUCUAAGCUUCUGUAUUACAUUCGCUGAUAGAAAAGAAGAAAUGAAGUGCACAAUUCCAGGAGUUAAUCUCAAAGUGUUUGGAAGGGCGAUACAUUCGUUAUCAAAAAUUGGGGAAGAGCUGUACAUCGAACCUCUUGAGCAAGGUUUGGCACUCAAAACGGUAAAUUCCUCAAGAUCAGCAUAUGCCUGCUUCUUGUUUUUCCCGUCUUACUUUCAACACUAUGAUGAUGGAUCACGACAUGGAACAGGAGAUACUGAUGAAAAUAACCUACGUUGCAAGCUUACCAUGAAGUCUAUAUUGACAGUGUUCAAAAGCCUUUCCAGUAUUGAGAAGUCAGUAGAACAAUGCAAGAUAUCUCAUAAUGCCAGUGAAGCUAGAUUGGUGUUCCAGCUGUACUGCAGACAUGGGAUUGUUAAGACUCACAAUCUUGCCUACACAGAGUGUGAAACACUUCAGGCAAUAUAUUCUAAAGAUGCCUGCCCCAACAAACUUACAGCACCAGCAAAACUCCUAUGUGAGGUUGUAGUCAAUUUCCAGAACACUCAAGAAGAAGUGACUCUGUGUGUUCAACCAGACAGUAUCUCCCUCAAAAACUAUGUUGAUGAUGAGCCAGACCCCGCCAAAGUAGUGCACACAGAACUGAGCCUAAUGCCUGAGGAAUUUGAUCGCUAUCAGAUAGGUGUUAACACAGACAUAACUUUCUGCCUGAAGGAACUCAGGGCUAUUCUAGCAUUUGGAGAGACAACUGGGCUACCUCUAAAUAUUCACUUUGAGUCAGCAGGCAGGCCUAUAACUUUCUGCAUUGACAGUGAUCAGACAUUUGAAGCUAGCUUUGUUUUGGCCACACUAAUAGAGACAGAUCAGGGCUCCUCACAGCAGCAACAGCCAGCCUCCACCUCCAAAAAAAACAGCAAAACAUCUGUUCCUCAUCAAGCAAAGAGUGCAGCAAGACCUAAUACAAAAUCCUUCAGUCUUUCAACCAAGAGAAAAUCAUCUUCAUCCCAUAACCAUCACAAAACAAGGGAAGAUGACUGCAGAUUGUCUACCUCCCACAAACAGCCUAUGGACCAGGAAGCAACAGAUAGCAUGUUAGCGGAGGUAUCAACCUUUCUUGAAGAUGAAUGGGAAGAAGAGGAAAGUAACCUUGGAAACAAAAUUACUGGAUCAUGCCCAGCAUUUGAAAAGAAUGAUUCCAGUCCAGUCAUACCACUACAGAUCACAUCAUUAACCUCCAAGCCAAGACAAGACUGUUUACAGCCUUUAGAGGAGGAGGAUGGCAAUGAGGAUUUAAAUGACACCAUACCUGGAACGCCACCUGCCAAAAAGGUAAGAGCUGUGCUAAUAUACAUAAACAAUAAAUACGUGUCAUUGUACUUAACUCAGUCUUUUGAUUAUAGUUAUAUUUUCCCUUUACCAGUGGUUGUUUACUUUCCACAAAGGAGGAAAAUAGUGUAGCAUGGAAAAAAUAUUGCGACCUGUAUAAAUAUUAUGUUAUUGUGAAUGGCAAAGCUAAAAUACAUUUUCUAAUUGUUUCAGUUCCGUGCCUUGUUUUUUGGAUCUUCGCAAACCAGUACCCAGUCCCAACAAAAAACUGCACCAGUUGUCUUGGCAGCAGACACAGAUGAAGAAGACUAAACAGCAAACUAAAAUGCACGAAAGUAUAGCUACUAAGACAGCAAAGAACACUUUUUCAUGGAAGAGGCAAAUCAAAAAAUUUACAUGACUGAUAAAAUCGACUAUGCAGAAACUGAGGAGCUUCAUUAAUUAUAUUUUACGCUCUGGCCAUUCUAUCGCACACGGUACAUUAAACCCUACCCCCCCCCCCCCCAAAAAUAAUCCUCCACCAGAUUGUAUUUUUGUGUCCAAAAGUAUUAUCUUUCUGUAAAAUAAAAAUUACACAAUGAUUUAUGUAAAAUGUUUUUCUUAAAAUAUGCUGCAAAUGUAAAUAUAGGAUCUAACCAUGCCAAACAGUUAAGUAAAGCAUUCUGUUGUAUUUUGUCAUUGAAACCUUUCAACAGCAUGAAAAGGAAUCAUCAUUCACUACUAAUUACAUUAAUGUCAUUUUUUUUUAAAAACCAUUAACAGCAGAUAACUGGGUCAUAAAGCUCCCAAAUGCGCUUACACAAAGCAAAAAAAAAAAAAA
Pomacea canaliculata is the source of this 2229-nucleotide messenger RNA. Its product is annotated as cell cycle checkpoint control protein RAD9A-like. The record is from RefSeq and is a predicted model, not a curated record. The transcript has 12 exons. The coding region runs from base 126 to 1541 and encodes 471 amino acids. NCBI's taxonomy places the organism in Eukaryota, Metazoa, Mollusca, Gastropoda, Architaenioglossa, Ampullariidae. Gene Ontology annotation, biological process: DNA replication checkpoint signaling; cellular response to ionizing radiation; mitotic intra-S DNA damage checkpoint signaling. Gene Ontology annotation, cellular component: checkpoint clamp complex.